Messenger RNA from Xenopus laevis (African clawed frog), 4458 nucleotides. RefSeq names its product retinal guanylyl cyclase 2 (gene gucy2dl.L). The transcript has 20 exons. Bases 740 to 4066 code for a protein of 1108 amino acids. NCBI's taxonomy places the organism in Eukaryota, Metazoa, Chordata, Amphibia, Anura, Pipidae. The record is from RefSeq and is a predicted model, not a curated record.
GAUUAAGCUCACACACACACAUCCAAAUAAUUCUCCAGCCCUGACCUAAAGGUCACUUGCUGAAACACUGUAACAGAAACACUGGAUGCCGCUCCAUACGGAAUCUAUGAGAGGCAGGAAUUAAGGAAAAAUUGGGGAUCCUCGUCGCCCAUUGAGGAAUCUUGAAACAGGUGAUGGGCUACAGUCUGGUUUCCACUAUAAAGCUACCAGAGAGCCACCUGUAAAUGAAUCAAGAUGGGAUUUUAUGGAUAUCUGGUGUAUUUCACAACGUAUGUAGCUUGGAGCAACUAACUCAACCAAUGAUUACUACAUCAAUUUGAUAUGGAAUUUACUGGCUGAAUAGAAGAUACAGAAAGCCAAGGGGAACAAAAUACAACCAGGGAUACUAUUUCAAUUAUUGAUAGUUGGGGCAUUGACGAAGGAAGAUGAGAUGGUGAAGAUCUUGGCUGGGAAGUCUCCUUGAUGCUGACUGUUCUGUUCUAUAAUCCUAAUAGGGAUACUAAGUCAUUGCUUUACUCACUGAGGAGCUCAGGAUAUGUUCUUUAUUGUGGGUUUUAAUAACAGGGAACCUGUGCACCUUCAAUGAAAUGGGCUCUUAAAUGUGUGAAGCACCUCAUAAUGUAUCCCACCUGAUCAAAGAACGACAAGUUUUCCAGUAACGGCAGCACCUAGACAUUAUUGGACAUAGAACCCAUGGCCUCUGAAAGACAUUAGCCGGGCAGUUACAAGCUACAGGACAAUGUUCUGUUUUCCUCAAAGUCUUGUAGACUUCUUUCUAACUCCAACAAGACUACAAGGAUCUAGAAGACGUUGUCCAAAGAGACCCACAAGGACGUUUUCCUUCUUGUUAUCUUGCUGGUGGCUAUUUAUGGUAGUUUUUAUGAAUUCUUUAGGCGUGGAAUGUACAAAUUUUACUGUGGGUGUAGUUGGCCCAUGGCAAUGUGACCCAUUGUUCUCCAAAGCCUUUCCAGAGUUGGCUGCAAGGCUAGCAGUCCAGAAGAUUAACAGUGACUCCAGCCUAGGACUCGGUUUUACGUUUGACUACAGAAUCUUACAAGAAAACUGUGAAACUUCUAAAGCUCUUGUGGAAUUCUCAAGUUACGACAAACACUCAUCCGCAUUCAUAGGCCCAGUGAACCCCGGCUAUUGUGACGCUGCCACGCUUUUAGCGAAAAACUGGAACAAGGCGUUGUUCUCAUGGGCGUGCAUCAAUCAUGAUUUGGAUGAUAAAAACAGUUUUCCGACGUUUGCCCGGACAAUGCCUAUGCCCACAAAGGUUCUCUUCCAAUUUAUGAAGUAUUUUCGGUGGGCCCAUGUUGGAGUUGUGUCUUCCAAUGACGAUUUGUGGGUGGAUACCGCUCGGAAAGUAGCGAGUGCCCUGAGAAAUCACGGGCUCCCCAUUGGCAUUGUAACAAGCAUGGGGAAUGGAGAAGAAGGGCUCAGAGCUACUUUGGCAAAAAUUGAAGAAGCAAACGAUCUACGAGUUAUAAUUAUGUGUAUGCAUUCUGUGCUGAUCGGAGGAGAAGAUCAGGGCACCUUUCUAUCCCGGGCGCAUGACAUGGGACUCACUGACGGGAGAUACGUUUUUGUUCCGUACGACACCUUGCUUUACAGCCUGCCUUAUAAAAACAGUUCCUACCAGGUUCUUGAGAAAAACCCAAAGCUGAAGGCAGCGUACGACGCAGUGCUGACCAUCACCAUGGAUUAUGAAGACCUGUCGUUUUAUGACGCGUUUGCAAAGGCUAAAGAAAACGGGGAGAUAAAAACAAGUCUGGAACCCCAACAGGUUUCCCCACUUUUUGGAACUAUCUACAAUGCAAUGUACCUCCUGGCAAACGCAAUGAGCAGCGCCUGGAGACAAGGAGCCUGGAUCUCCGGAACUAACUUGGUCGACUAUACUAAAAAUCUGGAAUAUCCUGGGUUUACACAGACACUUUACACAGAUGGAAAGGGAAAUGAUCUAAGCAGUUUCGUGGUGUUGGACACUGAUGGGAAAGUCAAUCAGCUCUUCCCCACAUACUCCGUGGAGAUGUCUUCCAACUUGGUCCGUUUUUUGGGAAAGACAAUAAGGUUCCCUGGUGGGACACCUCCUCCUGCCGACUCCAGCUGUUGGUUUGAUCCAGACACCUUGUGCAUAGGAGGUAUUGAGCCUUAUAUCGUCAUAGUGAUAUUUGGCCUGGUGUUUGCUUUGGCUCUGUGUGGAGUUGUGGUCUCUUAUCUUAUCAGGCACAGCAUCCUGCAGAUCCAACUGGUUAAAGGGCCCAAUAAGAUACUCUUGUCUCUGGAUAACCUAACGUUUAUAAACCCAAAGCUGAGUAUGAAGAAACUCAAUAUUGACAACAUUAGUGAUACCAAAAGCAUUUCUGACUGUAAGAGCUUGAAAUCAGUAACCCGAUCUUUGUCCACAAAGAGUUUAGGAGCCAGUCAUGAAACCUCCAGUGUGGCUAUUUAUGAGGGAGAUUGGGUUUGGUUGAAAAAAUUUGAACCUGGAGUAUACAAUGAGUUGCGUCAGAGCACGACCAGCACCCUGAGGAAGAUGAAGGAUCUUAGGAAUGAAAACGUGAACCCCUUUCUGGGCUUCUUCUCGGACUGCGGAAUCUUUGCCAUAGUUACAGAACAUUGUUCUAGAGGGAGCCUGGAGGACUUGCUGAGAAAUGAAGAUGUGAAGCUGGACUGGAUGUUUAAAUCUUCUCUGCUCCUGGAUCUGAUUAAAGGCAUGAGAUAUUUACACCACCGCGACUUUCCUCAUGGUCGGUUAAAGUCUAGGAACUGUGUGGUUGAUGGGAGGUUUGUGUUGAAGAUCACGGACUAUGGAUACACUGAUAUUGUUGAAAGCCAGAAAUCCCCCCGUUAUACUAGUCCCCCAGAAGAAUUAUUCUGGACUGCACCAGAAUUGCUCCGGGAUCAGUCGUUGUGCAGGAGAGGCACUUUUAAAGGGGAUGUGUACAGUUUUGCCAUUAUAUUACAAGAGGUAGUAGUGAGGGGUCCUCCAUAUUGUACGUCUGGACUUUCAGCCGAAGAAAUCAUAAGGAAAGUAAAGAAACCUCCUCCUUUGUGUCGACCAACAGUGGCUCCUGACCAGGCCCCUCUGGAAUGCAUUCAGCUAAUGAAACAAUGCUGGAGUGAGCUGGCCGAGAGGAGGCCUACCUUCGAUGAGAUCUUCGAUCAGUUUAAAACUAUCAACAAAGGCAAAAAAACAAACAUAAUCGACUCCAUGUUGAGAAUGCUGGAGCAAUAUUCAAGUAACCUGGAAGAUCUAAUCAGAGAGAGGACGGAGGAACUGGAGAUUGAAAAGCAAAAGACCGAAAAGCUUCUUUCUCAGAUGCUGCCCCCAUCCGUUGCAGAAGCCCUUAAAACAGGAGGCACAGUGGAGCCGGAAUAUUUUGACCAAGUUACUAUCUAUUUUAGUGACAUUGUAGGAUUUACUACAAUAUCAGCCCUUAGCGAACCCAUCGAGGUGGUGGAUCUCCUGAAUGACCUCUAUACCCUGUUUGAUGCAGUUCUUGGUAACCAUGAUGUUUACAAGGUAGAAACAAUUGGGGAUGCGUAUAUGGUAGCAUCGGGGCUCCCGAAGAGAAACGGAAACAGACACGCCGCUGAAAUCGCCAACAUGUCUCUCGACAUCCUUAGCUCCGUAGGAACCUUUCAGAUGAGGCAUAUGCCCGAUGUACCCGUCAGGAUACGAAUAGGGCUGCAUUCAGGGCCGUGCGUAGCUGGAGUCGUAGGCCUUACGAUGCCCCGUUAUUGUCUCUUUGGAGACACAGUGAACACUGCUUCACGGAUGGAAUCCACAGGACUGCCUUACAGAAUCCAUGUUAACCAAAGUACAAUAGCAACACUGCGCACGCUAAAUGAACAUUAUAAAAUAGAACUUAGAGGAAAAACUGAGUUAAAGGGAAAGGGAGUAGAGGAAACAUUCUGGCUUGUAGGAAGAGAAGGAUUUACCAAACCCUUACCGCGCCCCCCAGACAUAAAGCCAGGGUGUGUUGCCCACGGUUUAACAGCGGAGGAGGUGGCAGAGUUCAAAAGGAGAAAAGCAGCGAAGCUCCUUGCUAAAAAGCACUAGAUAUGAGGGAGGAUUGGGAAGACACAAUAAAUAAAGAAAUCAAAUCAAUCUUUCGGAAAGUAAGGAAGACCCGGGUUAGCUAAGGACAAGGGAACAGCUAUGGGCACAACUAGUGCCCUGAACUUGCACAAGAGUUGGGUUUAGAUGGAGAGAAUCUACUGGAGUGGGGGCUCAGGAAUGGUGGUACGAUGAACCCAUGACAUAGAACAAUGAAGAGGCUCUGUCUGGGCAACUGAUUUAUUUCACCUGGAAACCAAAGUCUCAGUAAUGGAUGCUACUGCACUACUGUAUAUUUACAAAUUAUGAACAUAUUAAUAUUUGAUUGAUUUAUUUUAAAUUAAAGGAGAAGGAAAGCUAGCGAGGCAGUUUAUUGCAAAUAGAUUAAUCACAAU